AUGAGCGUCCGUUGCAGUACUCUCAGCCCUCAUAAACCCACUCUCACAGAAGAGAACCUACCAGAUCAAGCUGGAAAGGUCUUUCUCAUUACCGGUGCCUCUGGUGGUAUAGGCACGGAGCUAGUCAAGAUUCUCUACUCGAAGAAUGCCAAGAUCUGGCUCGCUGCUCGCAGCUAUUCUAAAACACAGGCUGUCAUCAAUGAGAUUAGAGUUGCUCACCCAACUUCAACUGGGGAGAUGGUCUUCUUGAAACUCCAGCUAGACGACUUACCCACGAUCAAGGAAUCAGCGCAGCAGUUUCUUUCCCGAGAGAACCGGCUAGAUGUGCUUUGGAACAACGCCGGUGUGAUGGUCCCACCUCAGGGGUCUACGACUGUACAGGGACAUGAAAUGCAGCUGGGCAUCAACAAUCUUGGUCAUCAGCUCUUCACGCAGCUAUUGACUCCCCUCUUGGAGAGGACGUCGCAGAUAGCACCACACGACUCGGUUAGAGUCAUAUGGGUGUCAUCAAGUGCAGCUGAUGGUGCGCCGCGCCCGGCCAUCGACUUUUCCAACAUGGACUACCAUAAAGAGGAGGGAAUUUGGUCCAAGUACUCCAGAAGCAAGGCUGGGAACGUGAUCCAGGCGGCGGAGUAUGCGCGUAGGAUGAAGGGAAGCGGCGUUCUCAGCUUGUCAUUAAACCCCGGCAACUUUGUUACCAACCUCCAGCAAAAUAUGCCAAAAAUGCAAUUGGCGAUGUUUAAACUCAUAUCGCAUCCGCCAAAGAAUGGUGCAUACACUGAGCUGUUUGCUGGGUUGGAUCAGUCCAUCACUUCGGAGGACAAUGGUAGCUGGGUUUCCCCAUUUGGAAAGAAGGAAGAGCCCCGGAGAGACCUCAUCGACCCCGAGUUGGGUGCGAAGUACUGGGAAUGGUGCGAAGCCCAGGUCAAGCCCUUUUCUUGA
Messenger RNA from Colletotrichum siamense, 942 nucleotides. Its product is annotated as putative oxidoreductase. Bases 1 to 942 code for a protein of 313 amino acids. NCBI's taxonomy places the organism in Eukaryota, Fungi, Ascomycota, Sordariomycetes, Glomerellales, Glomerellaceae. The transcript is spliced from 5 exons. The record is from RefSeq and is a predicted model, not a curated record.